UGCAUUGGGAUUCGAAAGUGACCUUGGUACAAAAAUUUGAUUUGCACGGAUUCGAAACCGGGACCUCCGCGCCAGCUUGCAACUAUUUCGAUGGAAGCAGGGAGUUCCUUUAUAUGCGAUGGCGGAGGAGAAUUAUGAUAUGCAGAGAGAGAUACACAGUGAGUGUGUGUUUGGAUUGGCGUUGAGAUAUUCAGUGAAUAUGUCCUUCAAUUUAGGGCUCCGUGAUGGAGUGGGGCAAUUGCAGCAUCUGCAGCAACUGCAGCGGAUCAUGCCUCCUCUGUUCUCUCCAAUGGAUGGAUUGCACAAGAGAUCGUCGCUACCUGCUCUGUCUGCUGAGGCGUUUUACGGUAGGGGUUUGAGUUUAUAUGACAAUAGUUUGUAUGAAGAAAGCAGCAGCUUGUGUAAUGAGAAUGAGGAGGAAGGCAGUGGAGGACAUGUGGAGAAGAAGAGGAGGCUGAGCGGGGAGCAAGUAAAAUCAUUGGAGAUGAACUUUCGUGUGGAGAGCAAAUUGGAGCCAGAAAGAAAGAUGCAGCUGGCUGCCGAAUUAGGGCUUCAGCCCAGGCAAGUGGCCGUUUGGUUUCAGAAUAGGAGAGCAAGGUGGAAGACCAAGCAGCUGGAACAAGAGUAUGAGCUGCUCAAGAAGCAAUACAAUGCCGUGAUUUCUGAAAAGGACAAGCUACUGGCAGAGGUUGCAAGGCUGAAGCAGGAGCUUAAAGACGCAGGAAAACGCGAGACGGAAGAAGAGGAGCAAGAAAAUGAUAAAGAUCAGCCCGCCGUUACAGUUACCUCCUCUGACUGCUGCAAUAGCGAAGACACCGCAAUAUUAAUCAGGCCUCAAAACAAUAACAACAUAGAAGAAGAAACACAGCAAAUUGUUGGCAACGACAAAGCUGAAGAAGGUACUGAACAGAUCUUGAGUCCAGCCAGCUUUUGCAGUCACGCAGAUUCAAACCCUCGACAAAUGAACAGCCAAGACAACAGAGAUAAACUUCAAAGCCUACUCUAUCCGCAUAACUACUGCGAAAAUCUGUAUUACCAUGACUCUCCAAUAAUUGCGGAGGAGCACCACUGGCUUACAUUCUGUUCACAUACCAAACCGUAAGCGGUGAGUUAAAUAGUUUAUCGAAGCAUCUAUAGUUAUCUAUAUACACACGUAUAUAUGAGCAACAGUAUAUCGCUACAUACGAGUACGGAUACAAUGUGUACUGUAUACGCGAAAUGUGUUAGUGUAUAUGGGCGCUCGCUUUAUAAUAGUAAAGCACCCAUUCCACUAGAGUUUGUCCACAGCAAUUUGAAUGGCAUGAUGGCUAGAAAUUCGAAGUUGCCCCUGUUUUGUUUAGUUUAAAAACAAAUUAAAACAUGCAUUUCAAUGAUGUGUUUUAAGAGGUUUUAGAAAUUAAUUUGGUCCCCCAAAAAAAGUCAUUAGAGGUUUAA
Messenger RNA from Cryptomeria japonica (Japanese cedar), 1434 nucleotides. RefSeq names its product homeobox-leucine zipper protein HOX20. NCBI's taxonomy places the organism in Eukaryota, Viridiplantae, Streptophyta, Pinopsida, Cupressales, Cupressaceae. Gene Ontology annotation, cellular component: nucleus. The record is from RefSeq and is a predicted model, not a curated record. Gene Ontology annotation, molecular function: DNA-binding transcription factor activity, RNA polymerase II-specific; sequence-specific DNA binding. Gene Ontology annotation, biological process: positive regulation of DNA-templated transcription. The transcript is spliced from 3 exons. The coding region runs from base 119 to 1102 and encodes 327 amino acids.